AUGCAAUUACGAACUCGAUACUACCAACGAUACCUCUCAAUGUACUGCAUGGUAUCAUCGGUACACGUCGAUUGUCACGCCUUACUCCGGGUGAGGAAGUUGUUGAGCUUCCUCUCUGUCGUCGUUGGUAUCUUUGGCUGCCCGGUAUGCAUCUGGUGGAUCAAGUCUUGGUACGAGAAUAUGGACAGUUGCGCAGGUUGAUCGUUAGGGUCCCAUCAUUUUUUGAGCGAUACUGUCCCAGAAGAUGGUGCUUG
Messenger RNA from Guyanagaster necrorhizus, 254 nucleotides. RefSeq lists its product as uncharacterized. NCBI's taxonomy places the organism in Eukaryota, Fungi, Basidiomycota, Agaricomycetes, Agaricales, Physalacriaceae. The transcript has 2 exons. The record is from RefSeq and is a predicted model, not a curated record. Bases 1 to 201 code for a protein of 66 amino acids.